AUGGCUUCCAACACCAUGUGGGAUAUAUUCGAUUCAUUCCUGGAUAAAACGCAAGAGAGGAAUGUAUGUCAUGAAAUGGCAGUCAAGAUCACUGGUGACGAUGAUAUUGAAAUAGUAUUUUCAUUGAGCAGCGACGAUCCAUCCUACUUUGAAGAAGAAGUAUGCUCGGUCGAUUCGUAUUCCGCCGAAGAAGAACCAUCGGCUCACUUUGAUCAAUAUUCUGAACCUUCCAACUCGUUGCUCUUGGAGGAACAUGUAGAAGAACGACGAGCGAAAAAGCGCGGCAAAAAAGACAAAUACGCAACAAGCUUAUCCAGGACGUCAACGACAAUGACCACGGAAACAAAUUCUACAAGGACUGUCAGCAACACUGUUUCAGGCAAGACUCUGUCCACGAAAUCCGUCUUUGUUGAUUUGGAUGAAUUUGAACAAGAGCAAGUUCAACGAGACAAGGAACGAAAACAACGGAGACUGAGGCGACAGCGAAGGCAAGACAAUAGUGAUGAGGUCGACGACCAAGAAGAUGACGACCACCGAAGGAACGGCCCAUUGCAACGGAAGGCCUCCGAGGAAACCGAAGAUUCAGAUAUCGAUGAUUCGCUUGUAUUUGACGAUGACUUUGUUGGAAGUUUUGGUGACGAUGAUGAGCAAAAUAAUGAUAUACUCGUCUACGAUGCUGAUGACGAUCUUGUGAUGCAACUUGUGGACGACGAUGAUAUUGACGAUGAUGAAGCUUUGACCCGUCUUAUUGAUAUACAUGUUGGUGAUAUGAUGGAUGGGUCAUCCCAUAUGGACGCGAUUAGCAUGAGGUUACGGCCAACAUUUGCAUUGCCUCCAAUGCCAGCAGCACCAGCCGCAACAGUAAUUCCCAUCCUUCCAAACCACUCCAAGAGUAGCAGCAAGAGAAGGAAUCUACUGUCACUGCCACAGAUCGUCGAACAGGAAGUUGAAGACGAACAAGAAGGAUCAGAAAGACAAGCAUGCAUAGAAGAAAUCGAAGAUCCUCAUCUUCGAACACUCCUCAAGACCAUUAGCAGAACGUCCAAAUGUUCCGAAAAUUUCGACAUGGAUGCGCUUAUGGAACAUUUUCAAGAGGACGACGUUCAAGAUCCCUCGAUCAACAUAGCAUUAGAGAACUUGAGCUCGCGCAUCCGAAAGGCCAAUCCUAAGUCAAAGUCAUUGACAGGGGGGAAAAUUGAAGAGAUCGAUUUGGACCUUUUCUUUGAUGAUGUUCGUAAAGGGGUUCAACGAGAGUCCCGACACGACGCACCGACCAAGCGAAAGCUAGCAGUUUCAACUGAAAAUAGAGAUAGUGCCCCAUCAUCAGACUUGUUCUUGGACGACAUUGUGCUUGAACGCGGGAUGAGUUCUCUCACCAUGGGACACAAGACGUGCAUCAGCGCAUCAACCGUUGAAGAUUCCCUGAUUGUUGCCCUGCUAAAUAGGCCUCUUGUCGCAGAUGGCAACAGCGAAAACAAAGUCAGCAUGUUCAGUCGAAACAGAAACAAAAAGCAUAAGAUUGAAAAGAACAACACGAGGGAAGAGAGUAUACAACCUUUCAGUACCCUGAACAACAAGGGAAAUCUAAGCAAGCUCAAGAAAAAACUCACGAGGAACAGCAACAAAGUGGGCAAAACGGUUGGAAAACUAUUGUCCAUUACUCCAUCUUCGAUCAAUACGGAGAAUUCUUCAACUUUCACAAGCACCACUCUUGACUUGAGUAGCUCCGCUUACAUGAAUGACAAGCCGUUUGAAUCAGAAGACAAAGCUCUCAAGGCGCAUAACCCACCCCGGAAGAACAGAAUGGCACAACUUUGGCACAAGACCAAAAAAGGAGCUACUGCAAGAAGAGGAGAAACGUACCAAACUCUGGAUCCCAUCGGCGAACUAGCUUCUGCUUGA
Messenger RNA from Cylindrotheca closterium, 1902 nucleotides. The record is from the annotation of a GenBank genome assembly. NCBI's taxonomy places the organism in Eukaryota, Bacillariophyta, Bacillariophyceae, Bacillariales, Bacillariaceae.